AUCUAGAUGACCGGUCGGUCGGUUUUUGAAAACCAAUGAAGCAAGCAAACCAAAUUGCCUUCAAAAGAAGCACAGAUUAUAUAGAGAAGUAAAAAGAAAGCUACCCUUUGGAACUUUCCUCUGUUUGAUUAAAAAAAACCCUAAUUCAUUAUCUAUGACCUCAAUUCUUUGAGUAAUUAGGGUUUUCUUUUCACUCUUCUUUACCUUUAAGCUCCUUCGUCCUCCCUCCAAUUCAAGCAGGACACAUGGCUAGCGGUGAGGAUGGCAAGGAACCAGAAUGGGUAGAGAGAGUACGAUCAGAGGGACCUGUUCCACUACUUGAACCAGAUAACUGUCCGAAUGGUUGGGCAUGUCCACCCGGGGAUAACUUCAUGGUAAGGGGUCCGGAGUACUUCACAAACAAGGUUAAAAUUCCUGGUGGUAAAUAUCUGCUUAAGUCUCUUGGUUUUGACUGGAUUAGAACUUCGACAAAGCUCUGUGAUCUCUUGAGCCAUCGUAAAAAUCGUGUUAUAAAGGUUAUUGAUGAAGCCUUUACAAUAGGUGAUAAGCCUUUUAUUUGGGCAUUUAAUCUUCAGCUCCCAACUAAGGACAGCUAUAGUGCUGUAGCUUAUUUUGUAACCACUGAACCUAUUCCAGAGGGUUCUUUGAUGUACCAGUUCUUGAAAGGUGAUGACGCAUUCAGAAAUUCAAGGCUAAAAUUGAUCGCUAACAUUGUCAAAGGGCCAUGGAUCGUUAGAAAAGCAGUUGGGGAGCAAGCAAUAUGCGUCAUUGGACGAGCCCUUUCUUGCAAGUAUUGUAUAACUGAGAAUUUUUGUGAAGUUGAUAUUGAUAUUGGAUCUUCAAUGAUUGCAAGUGCUAUUGUUCACCUGGCGUUUGGUUAUAUCACAACUCUGACAGUUGACCUAGCUUUUCUUAUUGAGAGUCAGACUGAAACAGAGCUUCCCGAACGGCUCUUAGGUGGUGUACGGUUCUCUGAACUGAAACCCGAUUCUGCUGAGUUUAUUGAACCGUCGUCUUACGGGAGCAGUGAGAAUUUGCAAGCAUCACUGCCAACACGGUUAUGGAAGUCACUUGGACAGGGAUUUUCUCAGCUUAUUCAUCCAGGAGCUCAAGAAAGUGGCUCGGUCUCUACUUCAACAACCCAAGUUAAUGGCGCUGCUGGUCAUGACGAAAGUGAUGGAGAUGUUAAGAAAUGAUUAAUUAGAUGGUCAUGAUCGAACAAUUGUACACAUUGCUGCUUCGCAGAAGCUUCGAUUUUAAUCGUUUGCAGAUUCCAUCGUUUGCAAGCAUUUGGUGACACGUGGCUGAAUCAUUUACAGAAUCUAUUUAUUAGUAUUUUGUAAUAUUUAUUUUCAAUCUCUUUCAGUUUAUAGUAAAUUAACCACAAAUAAUGUGUACCAAUAUUACUGUCAUAUAUCACCUUUAUUUCCCCUA
Hibiscus syriacus is the source of this 1434-nucleotide messenger RNA. Its product is annotated as protein ENHANCED DISEASE RESISTANCE 2-like. Bases 246 to 1196 code for a protein of 316 amino acids. NCBI's taxonomy places the organism in Eukaryota, Viridiplantae, Streptophyta, Magnoliopsida, Malvales, Malvaceae. The record is from RefSeq and is a predicted model, not a curated record. The transcript is spliced from 3 exons.